Messenger RNA from Ostreococcus tauri, 507 nucleotides. RefSeq names its product unnamed product. NCBI's taxonomy places the organism in Eukaryota, Viridiplantae, Chlorophyta, Mamiellophyceae, Mamiellales, Bathycoccaceae. The transcript has a single exon. The record is from RefSeq and is a predicted model, not a curated record. Bases 1 to 507 code for a protein of 168 amino acids.
AUGGGGCGAUCGAAGAGAACACGCGAGAGCGCGACAGACGCGAGCACGAAGAGCGAGAUUACGGAAAGCGAUGAUCUCAUGGCAGCAAAGAAACCAUCCGUCGCAGCGUCGACGUACGAGAGAGAGGAGAACACGCUCGUUGAGACGCCGCACACGAACGAGAACGAGAACGAUACAGGACAUUUGUUUGCUGAUCUUUCAGACGCGCUCAACGCGUUCCAAGUGCGAUUUGAACAUAACGAAGACGCAUAUGCGUUCACGAGAUCGAUCAGCGACGCAAUGGCGAGGUUGACGCGCGUGCGCGAAGUUCUCGACGAAUUCCACGCGGCCGCGCACCAGAUAGUAAACGCCGUCGAGGCCGACGUGGAGGCGAUGGCGUUCGGUUUGUGCAACGAGACCACGGCACUCGCCGACGUAGUCGAGACGAGUGAGAAGAAAGUUGUGGACGCCAAGUCAUGGAUCUCACAGCUACAUCAGUUCACGAACGUGGAGACAGCUCCCAUGUGA